Nomascus leucogenys (northern white-cheeked gibbon) is the source of this 1577-nucleotide messenger RNA. RefSeq names its product histidine triad nucleotide binding protein 2 (gene HINT2). Lineage: Eukaryota; Metazoa; Chordata; Mammalia; Primates; Hylobatidae. Gene Ontology annotation, molecular function: hydrolase activity. Gene Ontology annotation, cellular component: cytoplasm; mitochondrion. The record is from RefSeq and is a predicted model, not a curated record.
AAAAAAAAGAAAGAAAGAAAGAAAGAAAAGAAAACGCCGGGCACCGAGCUAACUGUAUCACACACCUUUUCCGAUUAGAAAAGAACAAUGAAUACAUACUCCUUUGCUUAUUAUAAUAGUUGUGCGGCAAAGAUAGGACACUCCUAUCUCCGCCUGCUCAAAAAAAAAACAAAUGCAAAAACCACAGAAUUUUUAACCUAUGGAGUGAAUGCGUUAACAAGAACAUAGAAUUAAGGAAGAAUUUCCCUUAGAUAAGUACAUUAAAAUCUCCAAAAUGCUCAAGGGACUGAAACUGCCCUUGUGAAGAAAAUGCUGCGCAUCAGCCCCGCCAGUUAAAACAAACAAACAAAAACAAACAAAAAACACACCUCAUCCCCGUUCACCUUUAGCCCCACCCCGGGUGGUUCUUGGAGCCAAUAAGCGCCGGAUGCCCUCAGAGCCCCGCCCUCCUCCUGGCCAAAGCGGUGAGAGGGUCUAAAACAGCCCUUUCUGCAGCAGGUGACGGAGCCCCGCCCCCUUCCUCCCCGCGCACCAAUAGGAACCAGACCUGAAGAGGAUGACCCAAGAACGAAAAGCCCCACCCACUCGGGAGCCGCAACCUAGAAGCUAGGGUUGUGUAUCAGAUUCAACUAGGAGAAAAUCCCACCUCCAGGCUCCAUUAAUCCUUCCAAUGGAGUGGAAGUUUCUCUCACAGCGAAACUAGUUAGGGUUCCCAAUGGGAAAAGAACAUUCACACGGACUAGAAGAGGAAGCCAAUGGAAUGGAAAAUUGUCCUCGCGUUGGUAGAAGCAGCCAAUGAGAUGAAAAGAUCCCGCCUCCAAAGUGGCUGCAGAGGCAAUGGGGUGAAUCGUGCCCAGGGGCGCGCUCCAAUGGGGUAGCAGGGCUCGCCCGGCCGUCACUACGCCGCUUCCCCGCGCCCGGACUCCCCACCCACGGCCGGCCGCGGAGCCGAGUGCUGACCCGGGUGAGAGGUUCCCGCGGCUCAGGGAAGAUGGCGGCAGCCGCGGUGCUGGCCGCCAGGUUGCGCGCGGCGCGCAGAGCCGUGGCGGCCACGGGGGUGCGCGGGGGGCAGGUCCGAGGAGCUGCAGGUGUGACUGAUGGGAAUGAAGUGGCUAAGGCCCAGCAGGCAACUCCUGGGGGAGCAGCCCCAACCAUCUUCUCGCGGAUCCUGGACAGGAGCCUCCCAGCUGACAUUCUCUAUGAGGACCAGCAGUGUCUUGUGUUCCGUGAUGUGGCCCCUCAGGCUCCUGUGCACUUCCUGGUCAUUCCUAAGAAGCCCAUUCCUCGGAUUAGCCAGGCUGAAGAAGACGACCAGCAGCUUCUAGGACACCUACUCCUUGUGGCCAAGAAGACAGCAAAGGCUGAGGGCCUGGGAGAUGGAUACCGACUUGUGAUCAACGAUGGGAAGCUGGGUGCACAAUCUGUGUAUCAUCUGCACAUUCAUGUACUUGGGGGCCGGCAGCUCCAGUGGCCUCCAGGUUGAACCUGCCAACUGACUAAAGGACACCAGAUUCUGGAUGCUUUGAUGCAAAGGGAAAAAUGGACACUGUGAUGCUAAUAAAACUGUUCUCCCUUAA